AUGAGUGUAAUAUAUAUAGGGGCGAUACUUAUAUUUGCAAUAGGAGUGCUCGGGGUGAUAUUGAAUAGAAACAGCUUUAUAAUAAUGUUAAUGUCGAUGGAAUUGAUGUAUUUGGGUGUUGUGUUGUUAAUGGUAUUGAUUACAUCGGCAUUCGAUGACAUGACGGGGGUGAUAUGGGCGAUUGCCAUCAUUACGGUAGUAGCUGCGGAUUCUGCCAUCGGGCUGUCUAUGUUGGUUGCUUUCUAUGUAACGCGGGGGAGCAUUAACGUAAAAUCGCUAAAUGUCUUAAGAGGGUAG
Amphimedon queenslandica is the source of this 297-nucleotide messenger RNA. The record is from the annotation of a RefSeq genome assembly. Lineage: Eukaryota; Metazoa; Porifera; Demospongiae; Haplosclerida; Niphatidae.